AUGCUCAUUAGUGAUAUUAAUAAAUUAACUUAUCGAGAAUUACAAAUUGAAUUAAAAUUUAGAAAUUUAAAAGCAGCAGGUAAAACUGAAGUACUUCGUGACCGACUUCGACAAGCAAUAAUAAAUAACAGUGAAGAUGAACCAAUGUCAGAUUAUUUUGAUGAAUGUUCGAUUUGCUUGGAGAGAUUAUCAUUUGAUAAAAGAACAACAAUUUUAACAACAUGUUUACAUCAAUACCAUCGGAUUUGUCUUAAAAAAUGGAUCGAAUCAAAUGGCGAAUUUUCACUUUGCUGUCCUCUUUGUCGAUGUUCAUUAGCUAAUGAUCGACAUAUUAAACAAGUUGGCGAUAAAAAGUUUAUUAGAUAG
Molecule: messenger RNA, 366 nt
Organism: Rotaria socialis
Lineage: Eukaryota; Metazoa; Rotifera; Eurotatoria; Philodinida; Philodinidae
Source: the annotation of a GenBank genome assembly